AAAUCCGUUUGAUCUCCGAUUUCAGGACCUUCGUCGUCGUUCACGUCCUCCUCAACUCCUGCGCCAAUCGCCGCCGUCGGUCAAAUCCUUGAUGUUCUUCUCCUUCCAGUGUUGAUUUCAUUUGUAGGUUUGCUGGUAAAGGGAAUCUAUAUAGAAUGGGAGAUUUCUCGAUUCAGAUCAGUUCAAGACUGAUCAGUCGGCUAUCGGAGGGCGCCGAUAAACAGAAGAGGAAACAAAAGAAGGCCAAGCCUAAGGCUUCACCACAACCCAAGACCGGCACCAAGAAACCACUCCACGAUUCAGAGAAACCAAAGCCAAAGGCCGAAUUUCCGGGUCAGCCGCCAUUUUUCCUCCCGAUACAGCAACAACCACCUCAAGCGGUAGCAUAUGCGGAGCUAGAAGCGAUCAAAUCCGUCUUAAAAGAGAGCGAGAAAGUUCUAGAGAAGCUGGAGAAACAAGAAAAGGACAUGGGUCAUGAAGUAACAGAGAGAGCCAAGGAUCUAAGGGACAAGGAGUUCAAGAUUCCCUCGCCCAGGCCAAUGCCCUGUUCUUCCGAGAACGAUGCAUGGAUGAAAUGUUACAAGGAGAAUAUCAACGAUCCUCUGAAAUGCAACGGAUUGGUUCGGAGUUUUGCAGAUUGUGCUCGUCGAGUCAGGCAGCAUGCGAGCUCUUUGCAGGAAUAGACGAAAUUUCCAAAGGGCAAAAACAAAGAGGUAUGUUUUUUUUUUUUUGCAUUGAGAUCUGAUGGAUGCUGUUUCCAUUUUACUCUGCCAUGAAAAGGGAAUAAGCUGAAUCUCUGUAAGUAUUGACUGACUCAUGUGAGAUUGUUGAUCAAACCUUCUUGCUCUGAUAUGAAGCUAAGGGUGAACGUUUCGAUUUACGGUUCCGUAUUCAAACUUUUCACGGUAUUUUCGGUUUUAUAAAAAUUGUAUCAAACUAGAA
Molecule: messenger RNA, 942 nt
Organism: Tarenaya hassleriana
Lineage: Eukaryota; Viridiplantae; Streptophyta; Magnoliopsida; Brassicales; Cleomaceae
Exons: 2
Coding region: 156-683 (175 amino acids)
Source: RefSeq, a predicted model, not a curated record